CACACACAUGUGCGGUUCAAUGUUUUCGUGUGGGCUGUAACUCUGAAAACUUCUUGUUGAUUUUGUGAAUAUGAUUUCUGUCAUGGAUGGUAACGACACAGCGGAAGAUGAGCGUAGAGGUGUGAAACGCAAGAUGUCUCUGUCAAGAUGUGACGUAUGUGGAACAGAAGAGGCCAGAUACAGAUGCCCCAACUGUAUGAUACACACAUGCAGUUUGUCCUGUGUGAAACAACACAAGAUGUCUUCGGGAUGCAGUGGCGUACGAGAUAAGACAGCAUUCAUCUCUCUCUCUCAGUUUGAUGAAAUGAAUCUUCUCAGUGAUUACAGAUUUCUGGAGGACACCGGUCGACUGAGACAAAGUUCUGACAGAGACACCGUCCUGCACGCCAGUCGCCGACAACCGAAAGAGGGUACGUGGUUAAUCCGGAAGGCACGAGCGGCCAAAGUCACCCUGAAGAUGCUACCCAAAUUGUUCAGCAGACACCGAGAGAACACCACAAUCUUCAGAAAAGCUGAUGGACGAUUACAUUGGCAUCUGAAGAUCCAUUUUCCUCAGAGUGCUGCUGUUUAUUCAGAGAGGUUUGCUGAUAACAGAGAAGUCCGUCAGAUUCUUCAUGACUUCAUUCAUCCAUCAGAAUCAGAUCCAGUCAGACGUCAGAAGUUAAAGGUUUAUGUCCAGAGCCCUCAGGAGGAUAUCAAAAUCUUUAUGAAGGCAGAGCAGACACAACCCAACUCUCUCAGGUAUCUGGAGCUGGAUCCACAGAAAACUCUGGGAGCAAACCUGAUGCACAUGACUGUUGUGGAAUACCCAGAAAUCUUUGUGGUUCUGAAACAACACAGCCAAGAGUACGUCACCAGAAUGAAGGAGCACUUUAGUGCUGCUUCAGAGAACAUCUCCACAAAGUCAGAAGAGCUGCUUUCUUCAGCUUCUUCACAUGUGCCAAAGAAAGCAAAAAUCAUCUCUGAGGCGGAUGAGCUGGAGGACGGAGAGAUACGGAGUGAUGAUGAUGAUGAAAGCGAUGGAGAUGAUGAUGUAACAGAGAAAACAGCACCUGAAUCGCAUCGAGACUCAUCGAGACGCAUCGCUCUUGGAGAUGUUGGUGGUCAAACUGAGACAUUGAGCAUCUUAAGUAUAGACAUCAGAAACAAUGAGAACAUUGAUCUUCAUGAAACACAGGAGGUUAAGACCCAAACCAGUCAAACAUGUACCGUUCAACAUGAGCUUAUAUCCUGUGCUCAUGCUAGCGUUUGUGGAAGUGAAGGCCUGGGUAACAUGCAUAGGAGCUUGGACGGAGCACAGGCCAACAUUUAUGCUAGUGACGGUCACAUUAGUGCGCAUGAUACAAGCGAAAAAUCCUGUGAUAGCUUAGAUACAAAAAAUGCUGGCUUUGCUUGCCAACAUCUCAUUCCUCAAGAUAUCCAGCCUGAAACUGAUAGUCAUGCUGAUAUCAGCGAUAGCAUGGGUGGGGAGAAUGCAAAUAUUUAUUCUUGUGAAGGUCAUGUUCCUGCAGUUGUGCACAGUAAAGAUACAAGCGUCGAUAGUGUAGAUGUACACAAUGCUAAUGUUAGUGACAGUGACAUUGCUAGAGAUGUUCAAGGCUCAAAUCAGGCUGAUGUUUGUGAAGGUGCAGAUAAUGCUAAUGUUUAUGCUAGCAACAGUUGCACUCCUGAAGAUACCCAUGUUGAGAGUUCAAGUCAGGCUAAUGUAGAAAAUGCUAAUACUUGUGCAAGCGAAACUUGCAUUGCUGCAGAUAUCCAGGUUAAUGGUGGAAGUCAGGUCAACGUAGAAAAUGCUAAUGUUUAUGCUAGCGACGGUUGUAUUGCUAGAGGUAACCAGGUUGAAGGUGCGUGUCAGAUGAAUCCAGAAGAUGCUAAUGUUAAUGCUAGUGACAGUUGCACUCUUGAAGAGAGCCAUGUUGAUGAAUCAAGUCUGGCUAACGUAGAAAAUGUGAAUAUUUGUGCUAGCGACGGUUGUAAUGCUAGAGAUAUGCAUGUUGAAGGUGUGUCUCAGAUGAACAUAGAAUAUGCUAAUGUUUAUGCUAGUGACAGUUGCUCUCCAAAAGAUGUUGAGGGUUCAGGUCAGGCUAAUGUAAAUAACGCUAAUGUUUGGGCUAGCGACCGUUGCAAUGCUACAGAUAGGCAUGUUGAAGGUGUGAAUCAGAGUAAUGAAGAUACUGUGAAUGUAAAUGUUUAUGCUAGCGAGGGUCACGUUAUUGCUGAUAUUCCCAGCGAAGGUUCUGAUCAGGUUAAUAUUGGUGAUAGCGUGAGUGACGGUCAUGUUAGUUAUCAAACUGUCUGUGGGACUGAACACAGAGUCUGACAAUCUACAGAUUCUUGAUAUCACUUUAGAAAUAACAUCAGAUAAUGACAAUAACAAUGCUUGUUGCCACGGUGACAACACAGCCUGUUUAUGUGACCUGUGAUAAGAGAUGUGAGAUGCUGGUGACAUAACACUGUGUUCAUGGAUACAGACACACACUCACCUCCGCUGAACUCUUACAUUUCUAAUGUGUGUAGUAAUGUGAUUUAUACUGUUAUAUCAUUUCUCUUACUGACUCUUAUUUUGUCAGCUUUUGGAAAUCCAUGCAGAUGUACGGUUAUAUAAAACGUGUUAAAGCACAAAGUGUCAUUGCAGAAUCACAACUGAGGUGAUUUACAGGACAGCGAGGCUCAUAUGUGUAUUUAAGUGACAUAUAUCUCUCUUUAAUAAACCCUUGUUCCUGCAGGUCUCGUAUGGUGAGGUGUGUGUUUAUUGCUGUUUGUAUCUGUGUUCCCAGAUAGCACAUGUACGUCUGUAAGAUCCGAAAACAUCUGAUAAACAUCUAGAAGGCAGUUUUGCAUACAUUCUGAAUCACAAACAUCGUACAUACAUCUUUAAGAUAUGACAAUAGACAAGAAACGUCUCGGAGACUUAAAUCCAGUGUUGGGGGUUUACUACUAAAAAGUAAAGUAAGGGAUUACUGUCAUCUGUCUGUUAUUUAAUUAGUUACUUUGGAUGUAAUUGAACUAAAUACUGUGUACUAUAUACAAUUUUGGAAUUGACAUUAAAUUUCAAAGUCUAACUUUAAAACGAAUGCAUUAAUGUAUUUUUCUCACAUUUGUAAUACUCAGUUAAUAAGAGUACUUUAUGUAGUUGGUUAUUUGAAUUAAUUCCGAGUCGUUU
Messenger RNA from Triplophysa dalaica, 3163 nucleotides. RefSeq names its product zinc finger HIT-type containing 6 (gene znhit6). Gene Ontology annotation, cellular component: pre-snoRNP complex; nucleus. Lineage: Eukaryota; Metazoa; Chordata; Actinopteri; Cypriniformes; Nemacheilidae. The record is from RefSeq and is a predicted model, not a curated record. Bases 71 to 2320 code for a protein of 749 amino acids. The transcript is spliced from 10 exons. Gene Ontology annotation, biological process: snoRNA localization; box C/D snoRNP assembly; maturation of LSU-rRNA from tricistronic rRNA transcript (SSU-rRNA, 5.8S rRNA, LSU-rRNA).